This is a messenger RNA of Seminavis robusta, 7266 nucleotides long. NCBI's taxonomy places the organism in Eukaryota, Bacillariophyta, Bacillariophyceae, Naviculales, Naviculaceae. The record is from the annotation of a GenBank genome assembly.
AUCCAAAGGCUUGCAUCCAUUCAUUUUUCGUCUUACACAACUAACUUCGAUCUCCACAUCGACCAACUUCCCAUUUUCUUCUUCUUUCUUUCCAAGGCAAGCUCCAAGGUCAGUUCAAUUGAAACAAGCUCUACCACCAUGUCCAUGUCCUCGUUGGCGGCCCAAUUGGCCGGUCUGAAUGACUCUGGUGCUGGUAGCAAUAAGAAUAAGAAGAAUGUUGGAUCGAUUCUUCCAACAUCGACCCGCCACGACGAUGCGGUUGGCCGAGGCGUGCAUCAUUCGGUGCAUGUGGGCCAUUCGCUCCACCAACUCCAGAGUCCCCGCUUUGCCCCAUCGCUGCUCUACGACAAUGCCAAGGCCGCGUCGGACAUGCCACUGGAGAUACUGUGGCAGAAUUGCGAUGCGGCAUUGCAAGAAUUAUCGGACGAGUUGUUGUAUCCACCCAUACAAGUCUAUCGAUCCGUCUGUCAAGAUUUGUUGUUGCGCCAACGACAUCAAAAACACAAAAAGACGUCCUUGACGCACUUGUUGACCAUUCUCAGUACACUGCUGCCGCAAGAUGUCGUCAAUUGUGGACACGUGCUGGAAUAUUUGGUGCGACGAUACAAUAUUCACGUGGCAGCCGCCGAUACACUGCUCAUGAUUCUAUUGCCGCAUUGCGACCAUCCGGCAUUGCAGACCAUGUUUCAUCGGGCUCUGGAAUUGGUCAAUAUCAUGGGAGACACACAACAACAUUCCUGGAUUUGGUUGCGACCGUAUGCUUCUGCCAGUAGUAGUAGUAGCGUACCACCCCGCCAAGUCGUGGCUCACAAUAUCGUGGCCAUCCUCCAACAAGUCUGUACAUUUACCCAAACUGUGGCCAAACUACAACACGAUAGUGAUCAUUCGGCAUCCAUCUUGUCCUGGAGUGCCACUGUGCUGGUGGAAGGAUUGCAUCAUUUGCAGACCAAACAAACCAUGCCCGCCACACAAGAAUCCGUGUUAAGAGUCCUGUUGCCCUUUAUUACCAAGGCGUGUGCUUCUGGCGGUACGCGAGAUUGGACUCUGUGGGGUCAUGUCGUGGCAUCGGUCGUGACGGAAACCAUGGAACUGGCACCGGCCGUCAAACAAUUGUUGUGUCAGAGUAUUUUGCAGGGCGCCGUUUCUACUAGUAGUAACCAGGUGUUGGGAGAUGCCUUGGUGGCCAUGACGGCCGUUUGUUUGCCACCCAAUGCCAUGAUUCCCGAUCCAUGGAAUGCCACCACCAAAACGUGGAAGGAAUGUGUCGUCAUGCCAUUUCCGUCCGUAUUGAAAUCCAUGUGGGAUCAACUAGUGGUGGAUACUGACAAUUUUACAGCCGUGCUGGGAGAAUUGCUCCAGGAACGACGAUUGGAUCGGUUGGGGGUUGGAUUGAUACUGCCCAUGACCAUUUGGGCCAUCCUGACGGUACCCAAGAAUGCCGAAACAGUCUUGUUGACAUGGUUCCGUGAUGAAACAUUGCGCCAUUGUUGUUGGAAGGAGUGGACCGAAGCCUUGUCGGAAUGGCUCGUUUGGAUGUUUGUACAAGAUUGCAUGAACGAUGACGACAAUAACAAUAACAAGAAGAACGACAAACAACAACUCGCGCUGGUGCAGGCACUCCUCAAAGAACUGCGACGUGUCGAUGCCAAAGCCUGUGAACAAGGAAUGGCAUUGGCGUUGCAAGAUGCUGCCGAUAACAUGGAGGAUUCCUCCGCACUGAGGGUGCUAUUGGAUGGGGUGAUACCUUCUACUGGUAGUAACACCAAAACUCGCUCGCAAACAUCGUCCUCUUCCUGGUUGCCACCUCGCGUGGCCCUCGAACAUGCCGAUGCUACCAUUCGGGUGCAAGCGAUCGAACAGCUCCUACAAGAAUAUACUACGGAACAAGAGGAUGAUGCCAUGGAUAUUGACAAUGACGACACGAAAGAAUCGCUGCAAGUGGCACUCGGACGGCGUUUGGCGUCGGAUGAUCACCCCAUGGUAGUCCUGGCAGCUGCCAAGGCGUUGCAGAGUAUUGCCAUUGAUGACGACGACAAUCAUCGACAGACAUUGGUAGAGAAUGCACUGCAAGGAUUGUAUCAAUGGACAUCCUUCCAGAAGACUUCUUCCAAAAAGAAGAGGAAGGAAAAGAAGCACAAGAAGAAGAAGAAGGAUCGCAAAGAGUCCUUGGAUUCAUCAGUAACAAGUAGUCAAGAUGACGGCGAGACACAGGAGUCCAUCAUUGUGCAGAUUCUUCAACUAUUGGGAGCAUCUUCGUCGUUGGAUUCAUCAUCGCUGGUGCUGGAAGCAUUGGUGGCCCAUUUGGAGCAUUGGAACCCAAUUGUCGUGGCUGCCGCUGCCGAUUCUCUCAUUCAGUCGCUGGACGAGAAAAAGCGCAAGGCAUCUACCGAUAGCGACACUCUUGCGGAUGCCAAGCGAUUGGUUUUGCUCGAGCGCCACGAGUUUUGUGCGAGUCUUUUGGUUUCCGAACUAGAAGAUCAAUCAAUGGAUACGACGACUGCCACUGGACGCAACAACAACAAGAUUGCCCAACAGAGUUUCCGACGUCGUAGUUUAUGGGUGAUGCUCCAAGCCAUGGCGGAGUACGUCAAGGACCCGAGCACGAACGUUGUAGUGGAGAAAGUUAGUGAAAUGGCUGCCCAGGCUUGCAUAUACUUGCUGUCAUCCAACCCGGAGAAAUUGGACAAAUAUCAAGCCCAAACAAUGCAGGAUGCUUGGGAAGUCAGUGCUCCACAUAUUGCCCAGACUCAGUAUUCAAGAAUGCUGGUUUCCUUGGCUUCAUUGUCUGACUCGCAGGCGACGCUGCGAGAUCGUUUGAUACUACGGUUGGUCGAACAAGCAAAGGAUCAGAAAUCAACUUCUGUAUCACCCUUCACCGUCCUCAUGGAAGCUGCACUGCAGGAAGCAGCUUCAGCCAAGGCCAUCAGACGGCUUCUCAGCGUUGUCACUGAUACUUUUCUUUCUGACGACAAGAAGUCCAACGGGUCCUUUUGGCUAUGCGUGGUACCAACGCUGGCGCUGAUGGAACACUCCAAUGAACUAGUGCGAGAGCAGGCUCUGAAUCUCUUGUCGACUUUGGAAAAGCUGCUGCAAGCCUCGAAAAAGUGGGGAAGCUUGGCUGUCGUCUGCCAGAAAGUGUUGGAAAAGCGAUCUUCUGCAGCCAUGGGAGGAAUCACCUUCUUGCCGUUGUCGCUGGCAGCUGCAGUGCGCAAAGCGGACGGCAACGCCCUUCGGAAGUGUCUCUUUUCCUUGUGUGUUGCUGCAACGGAUGGAUGCGGUUGCGACUUACCUCGUGACACAGCGAGUGGGUUGGAAGGAACAUCAUGGCUACCGUUUGGUCACUCGAAUGGCCACAUUGGGGCAGCUGUUUCGAUGCUACGCGCCAUGGAGCUUGCGGGGGAAGAUGCAUUCCCUUUAGAGGGACGCUGGAACCAAUUUGGUGCUCCCAUUUUGAAGCUUCUUCUAGACUUCAAGAAUCUCGACGACAAGGAGAUUCCACCUUCUGUUUCGCUCAUGUGCGAUUGUGUUGUUAGUAUGCUGAAGGGCAUCACAGUGGCUGAUGCCAGUGCAUUGGAUAACGUAGUAAUCUCAACUGGCCCGAGCUCGUCGGGCAGGCGACAACGCUCUUACUCGGUUGGAAAGGCGGAUGGAGCAACAUUCAUCGACCCAUACCCCAAACCAAUGGUCACGGCCAUUCUCAACAUCAUCGAGUCUGCCCGAAGGGAUCAGACUCGCGCGACGCAAUUCAUCUGCGAAACGUUUGCCACCAAGGUCCUAGGGCGAGAAUCAUGGGCAACAUCGGUGUUCAAAAGGUUUGCGAGUGACGAAAGACGAAGCAUUGCUGGUGCAACGUUGCGCGUGUUGGCUGAAGCUGAAUUGCACAUUGAUAUGGCAUAUUUCCUGGGGCUCCCGUUAGAUGCGGCCGACGUCACGCAUCUUCAAGCCGAAUGCGGAAAGAGAACUGAUGGACUUGCGGCACUAUCUAUCCUGGCAGACUAUGUCCGAGCAAACAGCGACACUCUGAUGGCUUCAGCGCAUGCGGCAAAGUUAGUGAAAGCUCUAUUCGAGUCGCUUUCGACUCUUUCGGAUGCAGAAGCUGUUGAAAGCGACAAUGUUGAGUUUGUCAGGCAACUGACGCUCUCAGCGCUGGUGGACCUCCUGUCCAGCAGCGCUGCAGCCGACGGCAAUUUGAAACUUACGGACAAGAAAGUCAAGGAGUUUGUGGAUCUACUGCUUGCUUUGAAUUCAAGUGCAACAACUGAUGGCAUUCGUCUGCUGGUCUCCCAAAGGGCGAAGGAAGCUUCUCUUUCGUUGCUGAUGUCCUUGUGCUCCAACUUCCCGAAGCCUGUGGUGUCAUCUCUCAUCCCUGCAAUGACAUCCCAAAUCGAAGCUGUUCAAAGCGCAGAAGAAGACGAUGGUGCCGGAGAACAACUGCACAGCACUUUUGCUUCCAUUGUACCGGUAUUUUGGAAGUAUGCUUCACAUGCUGGCCUGUCGUUCUCUGAUCUCCUUGGUGCCUUCGUCUUUUCUGCUCGCAACAUUUCGAACCACCGGAAAAAGUCAAACGUUUAUCUUUCUUUUGUACGCGCUGUCGCUGGGUGCUCCUUUGCUGGACAAGCUGACGCAACUGUCGGUGCGGUUGUUGCAUGUUACUUCGCGGGCGAAGUGAAUUCUUCGGUUGAAAAGGUCAAGGCAGACAUGCCACCUGCUGUCUCAUUUGCGCUGCAGCUGGCUGAGGAGGCACCCGCCACGUCGCAAGUUUCGUCAUUAAACCUCCUUCUGCAAUAUGCAAAUGGUCUUCUACGAAUGCUGCAACGGUCCGCAGGAGAGUCCCCGGCGUCACAUCCCAGCUCACAUGUGCCGCCGGCUAGCGAGAUUUUGAGUUUGGCGCUGUCGGGCUCAAAAACAAAAACAAAGCGGAGUCCCUCUCGGAAGUCCAGCCAAGAAGAACAGAAAAGUGUCAUCAUCAUGACGCUGGUCCAAGGAAUCCUAAUGACAGUGAAUGAUGCAAUGCUUCUAGAGACGGUCCGAAAAUUCAUCCGUCGAAGUGAACGCAGUCACACCGCUCUGUGCCUUCAGCUGUGGCAGGAUAUGCUGAUAGUUCAAUCCACAGCAUCCAUGACUGCGUCCGAGCUUGGAGAGGAAGACGCUGCCUACUGGGAGACUUUGAUCCGCGUUAUUGGCGAAGCGCUUGAGCAAGUCCAGGCUUUGAUGCCGCUUCCAAUAUUCCUUGCUUCCGCCACUUCCCUCAUUAAAGACGGGGAGACAGAUGACCUCAGGGCGGGUGCUAUACGGCUCGUUGCGGACAGGGCACCUGAAGUCCGCCCUGGAUCUCCUGAGGCCUCGCUCUUCUUGGAAAUGGCUUCUUUGCUACAUGUAGUUGGAUUCCUAAAGUCACCUGAAGUUCAGUCGAAAGGAGACGGGCAGUAUCAGUUGCAACAAGCCGCUCUCGUUGCGAUUGAACACAUUGCGAGAGCAGCCGGUACUAAUGCCGACAGUGACAAGAAACGGUCUACUGGUAGUGGUGGAAUGAAGGUUUUCCUUUCGGCACUGCAGGGGUGCUCUGAUCUAUUCGUGAAGAUUUGUGGCCCGGCGAAGAAGGCGAAGGUUGAUAUCGGUCAACUUGAUGACCUGUCUCUCAAACUGUUGUCCAGUGCGGCAUUGUGCACUGCUACGCUGGUGCGGGUCACGGCGCCCAAGUGUCUUGCCUUGCUACCCAAGUUCAUGAAUCAACUCGUUGCCUGCCUCUCUUCGUUGAACGGCUUCGUUUCAUCGAUUCAGAAAGACCAACAAGAGCUUGAAAGCGAAGCUAGAAUGAUGCAAGUCUGUUUGCUUCGGGGGCUGGCGGCGGUCGCGGAGAGUGUUCCUCAGUUCAUCUACCCAUACAUGAAGCAAUUGCUGGCACCAUCCGCACUUCCAUCCGGCGCACUGCACGGGAAAAAUGUAGAUUCAACGGUGGUCCUCGCUGCAAACACGCUGGAAAAGAGCCUUUCAAAGCAUGUUCCAGCCCGGGUUCUGAUUCCCGUGGUUGCCUCUUCGAUGGCCAACCUCCAGGGCCCCGGAGAAGUGGAAGUUCUCUUGAGAAUGCUCAAGCUGUCAGUGGAGGCGUCUCCUGGAGCGGAAUUGGCCGGCCACUUGGGUUCGCUCCUCAAAGCAGUGACUGCGACAUAUGAUUUUGAUUGCGAGCUACGUCUCCGUUAUGACUUGAUCGAUGGAGCGAACGAAGUUGUCCUCGCCCUUGUAAUGAAACUUUCCGAGAACCACUUGCGCCGAUUGUUUUCCAAUUUGAGAGAAUGGAAAGGUCAGCUUAGUGUCGAUAGUCCGGAAGAGUUGGCCAUCCGAAGAGUGGCUUUCUGGAAGGUUUCCGCAGUGCUGAGCAAGGAGCUACGAACGAUUAUCUUGCCUUGCUUAAGCACGGCGCUGCAAGAAGCCAUGGACGAGCUGAACCUCUUUGUUUCCCAGUUUUGCUCGUCGAAGAAAUCGGAGAAAUCCAAAGACGGAACGAAGAAGCGCCGUCUUGACAGCGACGAUGCUAAAGAAGAACCUUCUCCCUCAUUCUCGUCCAAUGCCAUGUUGCCACUUCAACCUUUACUGUCAUGCUUGGAGUUUGCGAUUCGUGCCGAUGCCCAAGACGGCGGCAAAUGGAUUCGUGCCGGGGACGACGGAGAACGCUACCGAUCGCUAUUGGAUCCUUUGGGGAAACUCCUGCACGCCAAGUUGCCUGCAGACUUUCCUCUCGUGGCCUCUGGCGGUGAUGCCGUAGGCAACCCUUUCCAAGAAGUUGUUCAAGGAGGGGACGAUACCGUUGGAGCCAGUAGCAGUGGUCGAAGUACCGGGAGCGUACUUGGGUGUAUGACGGCCUUGGCCAGUGCCGCUGGCAAUGAGCAGUUGUGGAAACCGCUGAACUACGCGAUUUUGGAUGCCUGUGGUAGUCGAAGCCGAGCAGAGGUUCGCAAAGCUGGAUUGUCCUGUUUGCUGUCGGUCAUGAAAUCGCUGGGCGAAGAGUACAUGGUGCUGCUUCCAGAGUGCCUUCCGGUUUUGUCAGAGCUGUUGGAAGACAAUGAUGAAGAAGUUGCUGGAUUGGCACAAGAUUGUAUCACACUAGGAGAAGACUUGCUGGGAGAAAGCCUAGAAGACAAUCUACGAUGAGCGGGCACGACGCGACGGGAUUGUAUUUAGUUGAUGUUAUAGAUUAGUAACAAACAUGCCAAUCAUGGAAGUGCUACAGUCAAUGUUUGAUUUUAAAGUUAGUUGCAUUACUCCACC